Arabidopsis thaliana (thale cress) is the source of this 278-nucleotide messenger RNA. RefSeq lists its product as uncharacterized. The transcript has a single exon. NCBI's taxonomy places the organism in Eukaryota, Viridiplantae, Streptophyta, Magnoliopsida, Brassicales, Brassicaceae. The record is from RefSeq and is marked reviewed. The coding region runs from base 84 to 278 and encodes 64 amino acids.
AAAAAACAAAAAAGCUAAUCUUUCUACAGAUAAAUUCAAGCUUUUUUCCUUCGUUCAUUCAAAAAAAAAAGAAAGAAAAAGAUAUGGGUAUCUCUAAGAAAUCAACAAAGGCUAUAAUAAUAUAUAUGGCUCUUAUUAUGGUGUUCUUCACAUUUGCAACACUCAAGACCAAUGCGGAAGAUGUGAUAAGCUACGAAGUUCUCUUACAAGAUCAUGCAUGGGGAUGUAGUCCAAAGUUUCCUAGAUUAUCAUGUCUCAAACAAAAGGCCAAUCCCUAG